Molecule: messenger RNA, 1035 nt
Organism: Helianthus annuus (common sunflower)
Lineage: Eukaryota; Viridiplantae; Streptophyta; Magnoliopsida; Asterales; Asteraceae
Product: putative disease resistance RPP13-like protein 1
Exons: 1
Coding region: 1-1035 (344 amino acids)
Molecular function (GO): protein binding
Source: RefSeq, a predicted model, not a curated record
AUGCCAGGUACAAGGUUAAAUGCAUGGCAAAAAUCCCACUUAUCGCACAACGUUCUUAUAGAGCUACUUCCACAAAUGGAAUUCCUAAGGGUGCUAAGCCUAGCUAAUUAUUCAAUCAAAGAGGUACCAGAUUCCAUUGGUAGUCUCAAACAUUUACGGUACCUCAAUUUUUCCAACACGUAUAUCAAAUGCUUACCUGAGCAAGUAGGUGAGCUUUUUAAUCUACAGAGCUUAUUGUUGUCUGGUUGUUGUAAGUUAUGUACCUUGCCGAACAGUAUUGUAAAGUUAAUAAACCUGCGACACCUUGACAUUAGUGAUACUCCCAAAUUGAACAAGUUACUGUUACAAAUUAGUGGGUUAACGGGUCUACAAACUCUACCAAAAGUCAUUAUUGGGGGAGCUAAUGAGUUUAAGAUAUCCGAUCUUAAGGGCCUAAAGCAUCUUCAAGGCCAACUUUCAAUUGAGGGGCUGCACAAAGUGGAAGAUGCUCUACAUGCAAAGGAGGCGAACUUACAACAAAAAAAGAGUAUCUUUGAUUUGCAGAUGAAAUGGAGUAUGGACUUUGAUGGUUCCCGAAAUGGGAUAACCGAAUAUGAAGUACUUGAAGCGUUAAGGCCUUUUGUGAAGUUGAAAAGCCUCAAGAUUGUGUAUUACGGUGGAACAAAGUUUCCUAGUUGGGUCGGGGAUCCCUUAUUUUUUUGCUUAACCGAACUUACAUUACGUGAUUGUAGAAGUUGUACAUGUUUACCAACACUUGGACAUCUACCGUCACUUCAAAAGUUUUUUGUUGAAGGCAUAUAUGGGUUGAAAAGUCUGGGUUUGGAGUUUCUUGGCCCUUCUUCUUGUCAUGGCGUUGCAUUUCGAUCACUUAAAGUUUUGGAGUUUAAAGAUAUGAAGGGCUGGGAGGAAUGGUCAACUAUUGGUUGCGAGAAAUCUAGAGUGUUUCCUAGACUUCGUAAGAUAUCUAUAGAAAAAUGUCCAAAGCUAGAUGUAGUGGCAAUGGAGUUAAUACCGUCACUCCGGUUUUACAUGUAA